Cinclus cinclus is the source of this 2946-nucleotide messenger RNA. It is a transcript of the gene PRMT9, whose product is annotated as protein arginine methyltransferase 9. The record is from RefSeq and is a predicted model, not a curated record. Gene Ontology annotation, molecular function: protein-arginine omega-N monomethyltransferase activity; protein binding. Gene Ontology annotation, biological process: peptidyl-arginine methylation. The transcript is spliced from 14 exons. Bases 253 to 2844 code for a protein of 863 amino acids. NCBI's taxonomy places the organism in Eukaryota, Metazoa, Chordata, Aves, Passeriformes, Cinclidae.
GCCGCGGCCUGGGAGCGCCGCUCCGCUCGCGGCCCCUGACGGACGGCCCCGGAGCAGGUGAUCCCCCGGAGCAGGUGAUCCCCCGGAGCAGGUGAUGCCCCGGAGCAGUACCUCUCCGAGAAACCUUCGUGCUGUUCAGCUUUGGGACCCAUCUCUACAUCCUGCAGCCGUGCUCACCUGAGCACGUUUAAAAGUUACAGCGGUAACACAGGCAGGUAUAAAAAUAAUAAGUGAAUAUUUACAACCUCCAGAAUGCCCAACUCCAAUGCCAAACUUCAUUCUAACCACAGGGGUGGCCGAGAAGACAGCAGACGGGAAUUGGUUUCCAGAUCUUUGCAGAGUGCUCAGCAUUGCCUGGAGAACCAGGAUUUUGGAACUGCAUAUGCUCACUAUCUCCUGGUACUAAAUCUAGCUCCUGAGUUAAAAACUACUCUCAAAGAAACAUUUCAGUUUACUCUCUUUAAAUGGGCAGAAGAACUGGAUUCUCUGGCAAGGAUUCAAGAUCUUUUUAACUGCUAUGAACAAGCACUUGAACUGUAUCCCAAUGAUGAAGUGAUCUGUAACAGUAUGGGAGAACAUCUCUUCAGACCCUCAGAUGUUCAGAGCUGCAUGCAUCUUUUCCAUUUGUUUGUCAUUUUGGCUCUUAGAAUGGGCUUCAGAGACGAAGCAGCUGGGUAUUUUCAUAAGGCAGUGAAGCUCAACCCCGACUUUGCCGAUGCCAAGGAGAAUUUUUACCGCGUUGCAAACUGGCUGGUGGAGCGCUGGCACUUCAUCAUGCUCAAUGAUGCCAAGAGGAACCUCACCUACCUCAGGGCCAUUGAGAACGCUGUGCUCUCAGGCAGCAAAUCCGUCCUGGAUAUCGGAACGGGAACAGGAAUUCUGAGUAUGUUUGCAAAAAAGGCGGGAGCAUCUUCUGUCUAUGCCUGCGAAUUAUCCAAAACCAUGUAUGAACUUGCCUGUGAUGUGGUGGCAGCAAAUAAUAUGGAAAGAGAGAUCAAACUCCUGCAUUUGAAAUCACUUGAUAUAGAAAUUCCAAAGCACAUACCUGAAAGAGUUUCCUUGGUUGUCACAGAAACAGUCGAUGCUGGCUUAUUUGGAGAGGGAAUUGUGGAAAGCUUGAUACAUGCUUGGGAACAUCUGCUUUUACAACCAAAGCCUAAAAACCAAGACAAUAGUGCUGGAGACUAUGGCAAAGUUAUUCCUGCAAGUGCUACAAUAUUUGGGAUGGCAGUGGAAUGCAAAGAGAUACGUAGACAUCACAGAGUGGGAAUGCAAGAAGUUGCUGGUGUGUGCUUGUCAAAUUCAGUGCAGUUCUUCAGUCCCACAUAUGCUGCUGCUGGCUCAGAGGAAACUGUGGAGCCCUACACCACUGAGAAGCUCAGUCGUAUUCCUGGGGGCUACAGAGCCCUCACAGAACCCUGUCAAGUCAUGACAGUAGAUUUCAAUGAUCUGCAGGAGCUGAAAAGCUUGGGAGAUAGAAAGCCCUGGAAGCUCAGCCUGCCAGUCACUGAAGAAGGAAUAUUGGAUGCUGUUGUGGUGUGGUUUGUACUGCAGCUUGAUGAUGAGCACUCUCUAUCUACAAGUCCCAGUGAAGAAACAUGCUGGGAACAGGCUGUGUAUCCUGUGCAGGGCCUCCUUGAUUAUUCUGUGAAGACUGGAGAUACUGUGAUGAUGGAAGUUUGCUGCCAAGACUGCUACUUGAAGAUCCAGAAGAUUUCUUCUUUGCCUUCAGACUGUGGGAUGGAUUUCAGUGACAGAGAUGACACGCUGAGUUUGGGCAAUGAGGCUGAAUUAUGUAAUGCUCUGGCUGGACUUCAGACAAGCACCAAACAGGAUGGCAACACUCCAGUGUGUGUGCUGGAAUCCACAGAAAUUGCCCUGCUGAAUGACGUCGCCUACCACGAAUGCUUUAAAGCUGCCAUGAGCAGAGUGCUGCUGUCGUUAAAUCCAAGUAAGGACUUGCACUCUAUGGAUGUUGAUGGACAUGGCAGUGGGAUAAACCUCCAAGAGCAUCGAAACAAGAGCUCUCAAGAUGUGGAUCCUGAUGCUCUGUACAUUUUAGAUGUAUCUGAAGGCUUCUCCAUCCUGCCAAUUAUAGCUGGCAAGCUUGGACCAGUUAGAGCCUACAGUUCUGUUGAGAAAGAACAACAUCAAGCAGCACUUCAUGUCAUUGCAGAAGCGAACCAUUUUCCUAAGGAAACAUUAGAGUUUUGGCUCAGCCACUUAGAAGAAGAAAGUGUGGUGCUACAGAGACCCAAAUCAGACAAAUUGUGGAGUAUUAUUAUCUUGGAUGUUAUAGAGACAUCAGGUUUAAUCCAGCAGGAAGUGAUGGAAAAGGCUGCAAUAUCCAGGUGUUUACUUCACAGUGGAGGGAAGAUUUUCCCACAGUAUGUGUUGGUAUAUGGGAUGCUUGUAGAAUCGGAGUCUCUGUUGCUGGAGAGUGCUGUUCAAGGAACAGAACCAACUCUGGGGUUUAAUAUAGCCCCUUUCAUCAACCAGUUCAAGGUUCCUGUUCGGGUGUAUUUGGAUCUCUCCACGUUACCCUGUGUACCCUUGAGCAAGCCAGCAGAGCUCUUAAGGCUGGAUCUCAUGAACCCUCUGCUGAACAGCCCCAGCAGAGAAGUGAAGAUACAAAUUUGUAAGUCCGGCCAGGUCACUGCCAUUCCCUUCUGGUAUCACAUCCAUCUAGAUGAAGAUCAUAGCUUGAACACAUCUGAUGUGUCCUCACACUGGAAACAAGCUGCAGUUGUUCUGGAUGAGCCUAUCCCAGUUCAGGUUGGAGAUGAACUUGUACUUGAUGUCCAACACCAUAAAAGCAAUAUUAGCAUUACAGUUAAAAGGUGAAGAAUGUCCUGUGUGAUUUAUGCUUAAUUACCUAUGCAUAAACUGACUGUUCAGAACAACACUGCUGUUACUUUGUAAUAAAGUCUAAAUUUUAUUUACUGA